AUGGGGGAGCCAGAUCUCAAUGAAGCCAACCUGAGCAGUCUGAAGGCUCCACUGGACAUCCCCAUACCUGAUCCAGUCAAGGAGAAAGAGAAGGAGGAGCGGAAGAAACAACAGGAGAAGGAAGAGAAAGAUGAGAAGAAGAAGGGGGAAGAUGAAGAAAAAGGUCCUCCCUGUGGCCCAGUCAACUGCAAUGAGAAGAUUGUGGUCCUCCUGCAGGGCCUAAAGCCUGAGAUCAAGGAUGUCACUGAGCAGCUCAAUCUGGUCACUACCUGGCUGCAACUACAGAUACCUCGGAUAGAGGAUGGGAAUAACUUUGGAGUGGCUGUCCAGGAGAAGGUGUUUGAGCUGAUGACUAGCCUUCACACCAAGGUGGAGGGCUUCCACACUCAAAUCUCUAAGUACUUCUCAGAGAGAGGUGACGCAGUGGCCAAAGCAGCCAAACAGCCCCACGUGGGUGAUUAUCGGCAGCUGGUGCACGAGCUGGACGAGGCAGAGUACCAGGACAUCCGGCUGAUGGUCAUGGAGAUCCGUAAUGCUUAUGCUGUGUUAUACGACAUCAUCCUGAAGAACUUCGAGAAGCUCAAGAAGCCCCGUGGAGAAACAAAGGGAAUGAUCUAUUGAGCCCCCUCUCUCAUUCCCUGAUGGGGUACA
Messenger RNA from Microtus ochrogaster (prairie vole), 651 nucleotides. RefSeq names its product proteasome activator complex subunit 1. The record is from RefSeq and is a predicted model, not a curated record. Gene Ontology annotation, biological process: positive regulation of endopeptidase activity; regulation of G1/S transition of mitotic cell cycle; regulation of proteasomal protein catabolic process. Gene Ontology annotation, molecular function: endopeptidase activator activity. NCBI's taxonomy places the organism in Eukaryota, Metazoa, Chordata, Mammalia, Rodentia, Cricetidae. Gene Ontology annotation, cellular component: proteasome activator complex; nucleoplasm; cytoplasm.